Messenger RNA from Malurus melanocephalus (red-backed fairy wren), 336 nucleotides. RefSeq names its product myo-inositol oxygenase (gene MIOX). The transcript is spliced from 2 exons. Gene Ontology annotation, biological process: inositol catabolic process. Gene Ontology annotation, molecular function: iron ion binding; inositol oxygenase activity. Gene Ontology annotation, cellular component: cytoplasm. The annotation marks the transcript as partial. The record is from RefSeq and is a predicted model, not a curated record. Lineage: Eukaryota; Metazoa; Chordata; Aves; Passeriformes; Maluridae.
CGGAGGAGCCCGGGGGUCUCAGCCCCCCCGGAUGGGUGAGGGGGUACCCGGGUUUCCCCCCGGAGCCCCCCCAGCCCCCGCCCGGCCCGCAGGAGGGGAAGCUGAUCGACCGCGUGUACAACACGUACCGGCUGAUGCACACCCACCAGACCGUGGAGUUCGUCCGCAGGAAGAGCGCGCAGUACAGCUCCUGCUCGCUGCGGAGGAUGAGCGUGAUGGAGGCGCUGGAGCUGCUGGAUCAGCUCGUGGACGAAUCGGACCCCGACGUGGAUUUCCCCAACUCCUUCCACGCCUUCCAAACGGCCGAGGGGAUCCGCAAAGCGCACCCCGAUAAAG